Molecule: messenger RNA, 744 nt
Organism: Rhodotorula graminis WP1
Lineage: Eukaryota; Fungi; Basidiomycota; Microbotryomycetes; Sporidiobolales; Sporidiobolaceae
Exons: 4
Coding region: 52-681 (209 amino acids)
Biological process (GO): purine nucleotide metabolic process
Cellular component (GO): cytosol
Molecular function (GO): GMP kinase activity
Source: RefSeq, a predicted model, not a curated record
CGUCGGCCCUCCCCACCACUGCUGUGCAGCGCGAGUCCCGAGCCACCAGCCAUGAGCUCGAUCGCCGCCAACCUCCUGCGCCCCGUCGUCAUCUGCGGCCCGUCUGGCACGGGCAAGAGCACGCUCCUCAAGAAGCUCUUCAACGAGUUUCCCGACAAGUUUGGCUUCUCCAUCUCGCACACGACGCGUGCGCCGCGACCAGGCGAGGAGCGCGGCGUGUCGUACCACUACGUCUCGCGCGAGUCGUUCGUCGAGCUCGUGCAGCAGGACGGCUUCAUCGAGCACGCAGAGUUCAGCGGCAACAUGUACGGCACGAGCGUCAAGAGCGUCGAGGACGUCAAGCAGGGCGGCAAGAUGUGCAUCCUCGACAUUGAUACCCAGGGCGUCAAGCUCAUCAAGGCCAACCACCCGCACCUCGACCCGCUGUACGUCUUCAUCUCGCCGCCGUCGCUCGCGUCGCUCAAGACGCGCCUCGCCGGCCGCGGCACCGAGUCGGACCACUCGAUGCAGGCCCGCCUCGCGGCCGCCGUCGGCGAGCUCGAGUACGCAAAGAGCGGCGCGUUCGACGUCGUCGUCGUCAACGACGACCUCGAGCGCGCCUACGCAAAGCUGCGCAGGGUCGUCGUCGACCGCGACCUCGAGGCGGGCGACCAGCUGCCCGACUUUGCCGCAGAGCAGUGAGGGCCGGCGCGCGCUCUCUCUCUUUAUCUGCAACGACUGCCUUGCUGUCUCGCUCUCGUCGAG